This is a messenger RNA of Glossina fuscipes, 2365 nucleotides long. RefSeq lists its product as uncharacterized. Gene Ontology annotation, molecular function: 3'-5' exonuclease activity; 5'-3' exonuclease activity. The transcript is spliced from 2 exons. The record is from RefSeq and is a predicted model, not a curated record. Lineage: Eukaryota; Metazoa; Arthropoda; Insecta; Diptera; Glossinidae. The coding region runs from base 653 to 1735 and encodes 360 amino acids.
AAUUGACUAAAAGGUAUUUAAAAACCUAUUUUAAAGUAAAGAAUAAUUCUGUAAAUUUGUGUGUGGUAAAAAGGAAAAAUUAAGCGAAAACUUCAUGGCACGGCUGGUGGGUUGGCGUAGCGCCGUACUAAAGACGAACCGACGACAUAAGAGCGAAAGAAAAGAAAAUUACAUAACGAGAAUUUUCCUUUAUGAUUUUUAGGGAAAAAUUUCGUCUUAUACACAAAUAAUUGCAAAUGAUUGCAAUGUUUCGUAAAGCAAUUUUAUGUAUUUAUUACAUUUUAACAACUUUUCCAUAUAUAAAAACAGAAAAACUAUGCACAGUAAUUUUUAUUGGGAAAAAGCAAAAAAUAUUCAUGCCUUCAAGUUCAUUUUUCACACAGGACUUAACUAUAAAAUUCUACGAAAAAUAUACAAAAACAUAGGACACCCAUCUAUCACUCAAGAUACGACAGAAGGCAAGUGGAUUUCUAAGCAUUCCAAGGAAUACUACGUUAAUUGGACUGUUAUAAGCAGAUACAACAGCUGCUCGCUUUCUGCCCAUGCUGAAGACGGCUGACAGCUAUUGCAAACAAACAAUUUGAUUUGCAGAUCCUGUGUGUGAAGCCCGAAAACAGCAAAUCUAUAAAUAGGACAUUGAGAAAACGAUAAAAUGCCCAAUAACCGCAUGAGAAGCGACGAUUUUGAUAUAGAAUCUGCAGACCGUUCGGGUCGAAUGGAAAGACGACGUUCAAAUCAUAACGUUAAAUCAUACAAACGCUCUUAUCGUAAUGACAGUCGCUCAAGAAGUCGUUCUGUAGAGCGACACAGACGUCGACAGCAUCGCGGCGCGUUUUCGCGUAGCCGCAGUCGUAGUCGGAGCCGCGGUGGGUAUAGCUCACGCCACGAUAGACGUCAAUCUUUCCGGCGACACCGCGAUUCGCGUACAAGAUCACGUAGUCGUUCGCGAUCACAUAGACGUUAUCAACGCGAGAUGGAUGAUUUGAGCAGACGUCGGUCUUGUUCACGCAGCUCUUCGCAGCUAGAUGAUGAUCGUUGUCGGAGUAGCAAAAAAGAGUGUCGUAGCAGCAAUAAAAUCCAAAACUCUGAUUUGCAUACGCAUUCUAAGCCAUGUAGUUUAACUAACAUAGCAGAAGACACUAGAGACGACACAGGUCAACACACGAAUGAUUUGAAUGAAUUACCUUUACCAGAACGAUCGUGUAGUAGUACGGAAAGUUAUCAAGAGAAUAGCUACUAUAAUUUUGAUACAGAUGAACCGAUUGACAAGGAGCGUAUACAUCGAGAAAUGGAGGAGAAGUUAAGGCAAACUUUGGCGAAAGAGGGUAAAGUGUAUCCACCCCCUAAGCCGGAAGCUUCACAUCCAGUAUUUGCCAAUGAUGGCUCUUUUUUGGAAAUAUUUAAAAAAAUGCAAGAGCAACAAAAACAACAAGCUUCCACUUCAGCAGUAGCAGCUAAUGUAGUACCCGUUGUCCCAGUGUUAGCUGUCGCUAAUCCCACAACAGUUCCCUAUUUAGCGGCUACAGCCAUGGGUAAAAGUGCACCACCUCCUCCCAUAGUGGGACGCCGUCGUGGCGGCAAAAUUCUAAAAACAGGUGUAGUAGCAAAACCGAAAGUUCAGAAUGAGCCAGCGAACGAUCCCAAAGACUUUUGGUCACUUUACUUGGCUGAAGUAAACAAAUACAAAAACACAGCCUGCGAAUCGGAGGCUGGUAAUAGGCCAUUGGUUAAGUAAACUUCAAAUAUCGGAGAAGUUACGCGCGGCGUCAAGAAAACGCGUUUGGAGACCAAUGAACUUGAAGCAAAAAAUGAAUUUUUUUUAUUCAACCUUUUACAACAUUUCAGCAGAAGCUGAAAACUGUGCAUAUUUUUUCUUUUUUUUUUUUCAUAAGUUGGUAUUGACCUCUCCUAAAUCGUGAGAGGUGGGGAAGCCAUUAACGAUAAAAAGAAACUGAAUCGUAUUGAAAAUUAUGUAUUUAUCAAGAUUUUAGUAAAAAGGGAAAUUAUUAAAUUUUCUUAACGCACUAAACUGAAGAAAAUUAGUACUAAUGCAAUUUUUGUCUGUAGUUAAGGUAUACAUGCAGUUACAUUUACGUCUUUAUUGUUUCGUGGGCAUUAGCGAUAUAAGUCCGCAUGAUUUCAUUAUGUUUCAAUUACAUCAGGAUGUUAAUUGUCAUAAUUUCAUUGUAAAUAAUUUGUUGCAAAUGGUUAAUGGAAAGAAGGAACGAUAGAUCAAAUUUGUGAGUUCUGUAUUAAGGGGCGGCGACUGACCAUUUGCUGUGUGCUUAGAUAUGCAAUAAUAAUAAUAUCAAAUAAUUCUUUCAAUUAAAACAUAACCUUAAAAUUUCAUUUCUCUUUAUUAUAU